Molecule: messenger RNA, 645 nt
Organism: Kuraishia capsulata CBS 1993
Lineage: Eukaryota; Fungi; Ascomycota; Pichiomycetes; Pichiales; Pichiaceae
Exons: 1
Coding region: 1-645 (214 amino acids)
Biological process (GO): mitochondrial fission
Cellular component (GO): mitochondrion
Source: RefSeq, a predicted model, not a curated record
AUGGCUCAAGACUCUGUUGUUACGGAAAUUAACAAGAUAGCUGAGUCCGCUGCUCCUGGAACACUGGACAACUCAGACUCCACCGACAGCUCUCUCAGAUACGCUGCCUACGCCAACAGAUUCCGCACGAUCUUGCUGGCUUCCCACAGAUAUGUGGCAUACACUUCGGAUAUAGGUGAAUCGUUCAGACCGAUUGCACACCCUAACUGGGUCAAGGCGUGUUACGGAAUUAGUUGGUCCUAUGUUCUUGGGGAUGUUGGAUUCGAAACCUGGAAAGCCAAGAUGAGACAGGAGGGACGUUAUACUCCCGGGCUAAAGCCUUGGGAUACCAUUCCAGAACCAAAUGCGGUUGCAGCUGGAUUGAACACCGAGAUAGACUACAGGCUGGUGGGUAUCAAGAGGGCUCUUUUUCAGAGCAUCGCAUCCAUGGGAUUGCCUGCUUUCACCAUCCACAGUACGGUGAGAUACUCGAGUGUCCUCUUCAAGAAUUCUAGCAUCAAACCUCUCAAGACCUACGGGCCUGUUGGUUUGGGUUUGGCCGUGGUUCCAUUGCUGCCAUAUCUGUUUGACGAGCCUGUGGAGCACGUCAUGGACUAUGUGUUUGAUCAGGGUGUUGAGUUCUACAGGAAGCAGAAAAAGGAGUAA